UAUGAGAGCAGGAAUGCCACGACAAUCAGCAAAUCAAUAAAUCUACACAGCACAGCCUUUCAAAAGGUUGACAGCUGAUAACUUUCAACUGCAACAUGUUCACAUUUUAGUGCUGUGAGCAUUUCUUCAGGCGUCUGAACCUGCCUGUGGUCAGCGGUGCGUACUUCUCAAAAAAUCAACAUGGGAUUUGGCAAGACCCACAUGGACAAGAAGAAACGUAUCAUUAUAGGAGUUUUGGCUGUCUCUGUUGUAACCAUCAUAUUAGGCCUGGGUCUGGGUCUCGGACUUCAAUUGCAGAGUUGCAGGAACAAAGCGCCAGUGUCUUGUCGGAACCGGUGCUUUGAGCCCUAUGAUAGGGAAACUCAGGGUUGCCACUGUGAUGCGCAGUGCAUUGCCAGUAACAACUGCUGCUAUGACUUCCAGGAUAUCUGUCUUCAACCAACUGAGAGCUGGGAGUGCACUGCACUGCGCUGUGGAGAAAAGCGUAUCUCUGGCAGUAAGUGCCACUGCUCUGCUGACUGUCUGAGUGCCGGAGACUGUUGCACUAAUUACAACAUGAUCUGCAACGGAGUGAAGUCAUGGGUUGAGGAUGAAUGUGUGAACAUGACCACCCCAAAAUGUCCAGCCAAUUUUAAGAGGCAGCCUUUGCUGUUGAUCUCUCUGGAUGGAUUAAGAGCAGAGUAUCAGCAGACGUGGCACUCUCUCAUACCAGUGCUGGACAAGCUAAGAACAUGUGGGACGUCUACUGCCUUCAUGCAGCCUGUGUUCCCUACUGUAACUUUUCCGAACCACUACUCCAUUGUUACGGGUCUCUACACUGAGUCGCAUGGUUUGGUGCAUAACAGCAUGUAUGACCCUGUAUUUGAUGCUUCAUUCAGUCUGUCCAAUGAAGAGAAGACCGAACCCAGAUGGUACCUGGGACAACCAAUCUGGCACACAGCAAUGUAUCAAGGCCUGCGAGCAGGAACGUUCUUCUGGCCAGGAUCAGACGUAGAAAUAAAUGGAUCCUUCCCAAAUAUUUAUGAGAAAUUUGACGGAACAAUUCCAUAUGAGCUGAGAAUUCUCACUGUGCUUAAGUGGUUACAGCUGCCUGAUGAUCAGCGACCAGAUUUUAUGACGUUAUAUAUGGAAGAACCGGAUAAAUCUGGGCACAACUAUGGACCAGUCAGUGGGGGGGUGAUCAGUGCAUUACAAAAAGUGGACAUUGCUCUUGGACAACUGAUGAAUGGCCUGAAACAGCUCAAUCUUCAUGAGUGUAUCAACAUCAUUGUUUUAGCAGAUCACGGCAUGGUGGAAACCAGCUGUGACAGAAGGGAAGUUCUGCAGGAUAUAGUGGGUGACAUAUCAAACCUGUAUGUGUAUGAAGGAGCACUCGGGCGAAUCAGAGCAAGGGACAAAACAAUGACCUUGGAUGCUGCGGGGCUGGUGGCCAACAUGACAUGUAAGAAACCUGAUCAGCAGAUAAAGGCCUACCUGAAGCAUCACCUGCCCCAGCGUUUCCACUAUAUCAACAGCAGACGCAUAGAGGACGUCAGCGUGCUGGUCAACCCUCGCUGGCUUUUCGAGAGGUAUCCUGGUUCCCUCAAAUAUUGCACUGGAGGAACUCAUGGCUAUGAUAAUGAUGAGCCCAGCAUGCAGGCUAUGUUUCUGAGUUAUGGACCCAAAUUUCACUCUCAGACCGAAAUUGAGCCGUUUUCCAGCAUUGAGCUCUAUAAUCUUAUGUGCGAUGUUUUGGAAAUCACUCCAGCCGAAAAUAACGGUACCCAUGGCAGCCUGAACCACAUACUACAGUCGCCACCAUACUCGCCCCAGUAUCCGCUGGAGCAGAGCUCACCUGGCCAGUGCCCACUGACCAGCCUGGAGCCCACUGACCCGCUAGGCUGUUCCUGCCCUGCACUGGGAGGCACCAAUCCCAACUCUCGCCUCAACCUGACUGAUGCUGAAAUAGCUACAAGUGAGAGAAAACACUUGCCAUUUGGGAGACCCAGAGUGCUGCAGUCCCAGUCAAACUACUGCCUUCUCCACCAUGAAGGCUUUGCCAGCGGGUACAGCAGAGACAUAUACAUGCCUCUCUGGAGCUCAUUUACUAUAGAAAAACCGGCUGGAGACAAUGCUGGCUCACUGCCAGCAGUGACUGAAGACUGUCUGAGGCCUGAUGUUAGAGUCCCAGCGGAUCAGAGUGCGACCUGUGACCAGUAUAACAAUGCUAACAACAUCACGCAUGCCUUCCUGUAUCCACCCAGUCUAAACAGCACAGCCGAACAGCACUAUGAUGGACUGAUUCUGAGUAAUGUAGUUCCAGUGUACCCAGAGUUCAAGAAAAUAUGGCAGUACUUUCAGGAAGUCUUACUGCUGAAGUAUUCCUCCCAGUAUAAUGGGAUCAACGUGGUGACUGGACCUGCAUUUUACUAUAACCACAAUGGCGCUGCCGAUCAGAUACAGUUUGUUGCAGGAACGCGGAUUCCCAUCCCAACCCAUUACUUUGCCGUACUGACCACCUGUUUGGAUUCAAACCAACCAGUGAGUGUGUGUGUGGGGGAGUUAUACACCAUGUGUUUCAUAUUACCACACAGGCCUGACAACUCAGAAAGCUGCAUGAGCAACCAAGCGGAGUCAACCUGGGUGGAGGACCUAGUGUGGUUCCAUCAGGCACGUAUCAGUGAUGUUGAGUUACUCACAGGAUUGAACUUCUUCCAGGAUAGCGGUCGACCAAUCCCUGAGGUUCUACGCGUAAAGACCCGCCCUACUGCAGCAAUUCACAGGAAAACAUGAAACUUGUUAUUUGCACACACACUGAUUUUCUUGAGCAAUUUUCCUUUCAUGCUUGUUCAUGUUUAAAUUUUGUAUUGAACCAACAGAAUGUCUGGUUUAAAUAAACUAAAGGAAAGACUUUUCAUCAA
Messenger RNA from Pygocentrus nattereri (red-bellied piranha), 2900 nucleotides. RefSeq names its product ectonucleotide pyrophosphatase/phosphodiesterase family member 3. Gene Ontology annotation, biological process: nucleoside triphosphate catabolic process. Gene Ontology annotation, molecular function: nucleoside triphosphate diphosphatase activity; nucleic acid binding; metal ion binding. The coding region runs from base 181 to 2772 and encodes 863 amino acids. The record is from RefSeq and is a predicted model, not a curated record. NCBI's taxonomy places the organism in Eukaryota, Metazoa, Chordata, Actinopteri, Characiformes, Serrasalmidae. The transcript has 25 exons.